Trichogramma pretiosum is the source of this 4505-nucleotide messenger RNA. Its product is annotated as ABC transporter G family member 20-like. The transcript has 13 exons. Bases 727 to 3018 code for a protein of 763 amino acids. NCBI's taxonomy places the organism in Eukaryota, Metazoa, Arthropoda, Insecta, Hymenoptera, Trichogrammatidae. Gene Ontology annotation, molecular function: ATP hydrolysis activity; ATP binding; ABC-type transporter activity. The record is from RefSeq and is a predicted model, not a curated record. Gene Ontology annotation, cellular component: membrane.
CUGUAUCAGUAUGAAAUUUGCGAGCGCAUCAUCUCGAAGCAACCUCGCAAGUACGCGCGCAGUGCAGUGCUACUCUCUUGGGCAUACCUUCGGAAUCUAACGAGUCAAAGUCGUCGUUUUCGCCAUUCGACUUUUCAUACGAUCCGUAUACCUCGGGAGCGUCGAUCGUUUCGACGCACUCAGUGAUUUACUUGUGUUGCGUUUACUUUGAUCCACGUUCGUAUAAUAUAUAAAUAAAAAUUCGAGUGAGUGCGCGUACGGAAUCCAGGACAAUAAGCGUCGUCGGAUCGCGGCGGCCCCUCCGGUGGCGCAUACGCGCGAUGACGGAUGCGUUCACGAGCUAUCAGAUACACACGUAGAGCGCAUACGUACGUAAACGCUUGGAUGGAUCAGCGCAAUCAUCGAUUCAUCGUUGUCGCGCGCUUCUUCUUUUAUCGCUCUCUGCACACACGCGUGCAUAUUGGGGGAAGCAAUAGAUAACAACGAGUCCGAUUGAUAAGCGAUUAUUAUCGCUCAUCCACCCGCGCGCGAAUCAUCGGCUACAAUAGCCAAGGAAUUGGAGAAAGAAAUAAAGCGAGAAGCCAAGGAAAGAAAGAAAGAUAUACUUGAUUCGAUACGCGGAAGGUAUAAUAGAGCGAGUUGUUCGCAAGCUCUCAUUUUCUGCAAAUUCAAAAGAAAAAAAUAAAAAAGAACUCACAAUUACAAAGUACAACAAAUCGAACAGAGAUGAAUUCCACAUCGAUCGAGGUGGAGUCGAGGCUCCAGGCCAGACCCGACGCCGAUAAAGAUCAACUCAGCAAUCAGCAGAUCCUCGAGAAAGAUCUCAACGCCAACAACAUGGAUCAGCAGGCCAUAGUCGUGAGGUUCGCGAAGAAGCGCUACGGCAAAAAUCUGCCUUGUGUCCUCGAUGGCCUCAACAUGACCGUACCAAGAGGUUGUAUUUACGGCCUAUUGGGCUCGUCGGGCUGCGGCAAAACGACGCUACUGUCCUGCGUCGUCGGCGUGCGCAAAAUCGACAGCGGCGAUAUCUGGGUACUGGGCGGUCGACCCGGUGAUCUGUCCUCGGGCAUACCGGGCCCGAGGGUCGGCUACAUGCCGCAGGACAUAUCGCUCGUCGGCGAGUUCAGCAUAAUCGGCGCACUGUACUAUUUCGGCAGGAUCAACGGCCUCGAUGACCAUAUCAUCGACGAGAGGUUUGACUUUUUCUCCGACUUGCUGGAUUUACCGCCGAAAGAUCGUCUGGUAAAGAACUUGAGCGGCGGCCAACAGAGACGAGUCUCGUUCGCGGCGGCUCUCAUACACAAGCCGGAAUUGCUCAUCCUCGAUGAACCCACGGUUGGCCUCGAUCCUGUUUUACGAGAAAAAAUCUGGCAGUUCUUGGUGAAGCUCACGAAGGAGGAGAACACGGCUGUGGUGAUCACGACGCAUUACAUCGAGGAGACGAGGCUGGCCAACAAGAUCGGCUUGAUGCGCAACGGCCAGCUGCUGGCCGAGACGUCGCCCGACGAGCUGCUCAGCACCUUCCACUGUAGCACCCUCGAGGAGGCCUUCCUCCAGCUCAGCCGGCGCCAGAACGAGGAGGGGACCAAAGGCAUCGUAAACGAGGCGUUCGAAGGCGAUGAGGCGUCUCAGCCUGCCUCGGCAAACAGUCGGAAGCUGCGCCCGCCGAUUAGUAACAAUCCCCUCGACAUCCUCAAAGCUAGAGCCUUGUUCAAAGCCUUGUGGGAAAUGGUACCGUUCAAUCUGAGAAAACCACGAAAAUUUUGGAGCAAUCCGAUAAACCCGAAAACAUUCAGAGCCCUACUGAUCAAAAACUGCCUACAGUUUUUGCGACAUCCUGGGACCAUACUGUUCGCUUUCGUUUUUCCGGUGGUCCAAACGACGUUGUUCUUCUACGCUGUGGGCAGAGAUCCGCAAGGCGUCGUGGUGGGCAUCGUCAACGAGGAGGCUGGCAACUGCGACUGGGGCAAGAAUCAAGGCCAAGUGAUCUACAAUGAGACGCUAGGGACGUGCGAGUAUCGGGAUCUAAGUUGUCGAUUUUUGCAUGGCUUCAACGAGUCCAUCAUGGUCAAGCGAUACUUCGACACGAUAGAGGAUGCGAAGCACGCGGUUACCAAGGGCCAAGCCGCAGCCGUGAUGCACUUCUCGAAGAAUUUUUCGCGUGCCUUGGAAAAGAGACGAGACAUCAGUGCCAUUAACAGCAAUCAGAUGACCGACGAAGAGAUCUACACAAGCGACAUCAAGACGAUGCUGGACAUGGGUGAUCGCCAGAUUGGACUGUUCCUCGAGGGUAGCCUCAUGAAGCGCUUCAUCGAGGUACACGGCGACAUAGUAGCCAGCUGCAAUUAUCCACGGCAGAUCGUCGAAGUGCCCGUUUUCUUUGAGGAGCCGGUCUUUGGAAGGGUCGAUCAGAGAUACUCCGACUUUAUCGCUCCUGGCUUCAUAAUGACAAUCGUUUUCUUCUUAUCGACGGCCGUGUCAGCGGCAAUUAUCAUUCAGGAUCGCGCCGAGGGCGUCUGGGACAGGAGCCUCGUUCAAGGUGUAACUACCAGGGAAAUUCUCUUCUCGCACAUUAUCACCCAAUCGUUUAUGAUCAUCAUCCAAGUCACUAUGGUACUCUGCGUAGUUUUUCUUCACUUUCGCUUGGACUGCAAGGGAUCCUUGUUGGUAGUCAUCAUGCUCACGCUGGAGGUCAGCUUUAGCGGCAUGUCCUACGGCUUUCUCAUCUCGACGCUGUGCAACUCGCACACCGUGGCGAACUUCAUCGCGACGGGCAGCUUUUACCCCAUCAUACUGCUCAGUGGUUCGAUUUGGCCGGCUGAGGGCAUGCCAACGUUUUUGCGCUGGUUCAGUAUGACGUUGCCCACGACGAUUCCCAGCUACGCCUUCAGAGCACUGGUCGACAAGGGUCUGUUCCUGCACGAGCCCGAAGUUUAUUCGGGUUUUAUUGUGUCGGGCAUCUGGAUUGUCAUCUAUAUUGGCUGGUGCCUUUACAGUUUGAAAAAAGCGACGAACUAAUUUUUAUUAAUUUUAUCUUAUUACCGUUUUUUUGUCGAGAAUUCAAAUUUUUUGGGGAAAUAAUGUGAAUACGCUUCGAAAAAUUUAGACACGUGCGAAAGAAAUAAUAUAUAGGGUACAGUGUAUCGAUUGAAUAUGUCCUUCUGAAUGAACACUAAAUAUUAGAUAGCAGCUUUAUACUCGAUUAUUCUUAACAAUGUGUAACAAGGUGAUGCCAAUUCUUCGUUUUUUUUUGUUUUUUUUAAAUGUAUACCUUUUAGUCUAAACUAAUUUUCGAAAAACCAAUUUUAAACAUUUUCAUUUGAUAGUUUUUCGGAAUCAAAUAUUUCGAUCUUGUUUUCCGAGAAAACUACCAAACGAGAUUUACGACAAUUCGGUCCACAGCUGUAACAAUACGAUAGGAUUUACAGAGUCGUUUUCCGAAAAAACGGUCUAGAAAAAAGUUGGGAUAAUGUACAUUUUCAGUCUUUGGUCGGUGAAAACGAGCCUGCAUUGUCUUAAGCUUUUAGCUAAUCUUUAGAGCAUUAUGCAUUUUUUAUUACUGACAAUCAAAUUUUGUUGUUUUUAUGUAGAAGCGUUCAUUCAUUAGAUUAUAAAGGCACAUUGAUCGAUACAUUUAUCCAGUAAAAUGUAUCAAGAGUUGAAAGUAUACUUCUGUUGUGUAAUUUUACACAAACAGAGUUUUGAUUCUUGCCCAUCGAGUUUCGAUGUCGUGUACGAUUUUUCUCUUUUAACCGCUCUGCAUUACAUUUCUCACAUGAAUUGAAAAUUAAUUCAUCCAGUGGAGAUGUAUCUAGGUUUAUAUUUAUCCACCGGGCGCAAAUAUUUUACUUACCACACGAAAGCAUUGAAAGUUGUAGCAGCCCAGCUCGAAGAACGAGAAUGAAAAGCAGUGCGUUUCAUAAUUUUGUAUAGGUAACUUUGCACUUUCGAGCAAAAGAUUGAGAAAAAACUCUGAAGACUUCAUACAUCUGUUACGAGAUCAGUAAAUGUAAAUAUUACGAAACUGUGGUCUUGCCAAUGAUAACCAUAGACUAAUGAUAAUUUUUGAUAAACACACAGGGUCUUAUGCGUCGUAAAAUGUAUUAUAUAAUUCAGUUAUCUUUUUUUUUUCAUUUAUGCAAGGUGCUGGUAAAUUUUUAGGACUCGUUCGAUAACGUGUUAACGAGUGAACAUUAUUGUUGAUACUUCAAUUUACAACUCUAGUCAAAAAUUGAAUAACUUGUGAAUGAAAAAAAAACUUGAUAGCAAUUUUUAUUCGAUAGGACACUAAUUAUAUUUGCAUUGCUAUGUUUUUUUAAAUUUCUAUAUUAUUAAUUACUAUUACUCUAUAGACUAGUAAUUAAGAACUUUUGUGUAAAUUCAAGUAGGUAUAAAAGUGUCCUCUUGACAACUAUGUGGACAAUUCAAGUGCAAACUUUAUAAUUCAUUCCAAUUUCAAUUUAAUAAAAUGUAAUUUUAUAUAAAUUUUUAGGUAACUUUAUUAA